GUUUGCUGGCGAGAAAAGCGGAACUUACUUUUACUUACGAAAGAUAGGCUUGAUUAUGCCAAAUCAACGAAUCUGGCCCGCAUAAGAAAGUCUGGUCAAUGAAUCAGAGUCGACAAAGAUACGUGUUCAUCGGGAUAUUAAAGAACUAUUUUAAAAUAAUGUGAAAUUGUGCAGACACUUGCGGAUAAAACCUUCUAUAUUGUAUGUGGUACACAGGGAAGACCCAAGAACAGAUUCUGAUUAUAUAAGCAAAGAAAACCCUGUCAGGAGGAACAAAUAUGUCACACACCGAGCUGUCUACAGUGGUGGACCAAUUUCGGGAACUAGACUUAAUCUUUAAAAGCGGUUCUGAUCUGGAUGUCGUAGAGUGGGGGUACGCACGGAAGUUGGUUCACGCUAUAAGUACUCAAAAUCAGGUUUUGGAGUGUGAAGCUUUGAAAGGUCUCGGAGAUUUGUACCUGCACAAAGCAAAGAUGAACGAGUAUAAAGCAGAGAACUUCCACAAGGCUUGCUCCAUGUACACAGAACUCUUACGGUAUUACACUAGUAUUGAGGAGAAGCAAGUUGUACAACAUCGCAUCAGAUAUGCAGAGAAAUGCACGAAACUGGUCCAUGAUCAAGACUUUGUAAAAGCGGGGUCUAUCAAUCCAGGCAAUGCCAUAUUGGCUGUGUCCACAACCCUUCAAGAAGUGAAAAAGAAGCUCAUGCUGAAAGGACAUGCCACGAUGCCCUUGAUUGAAGGUUAUACAAAUACUUUAGUGAAAGCAAUCGUGGAAGGAAACAAACGUUUGGAAAUAGAAUCGUUGAAGAGCCUGGGAGAUGUGUACCUAGAGAAGGGAAGGGUUGGUAAGGACGAGACAGCGUUCAGUAAAUCAGCUGGUCUGUACCGAGCGGCGCUGGGCCGCUGUGAAGAUUCAGACGGCAGAGAAACGCUAAGACACCGCAUCAAGUACGCGGAGAAAGUUAAGGAACAAGAACGCAAGAAACACCAAGAAACGGGACGGACCAGAAACAAGAAAGUUGGAAACAGCAGAAAAGAGAAACAGGAAGUCACAGACAGAACGAACCAAGACCAGCUACAGGAGGGCUGCAGGGCCCUGCAAACAGGGGAUCUGGACACGGCAGAACGAAACUUUGCAGCUGCGCUCAAGGCCGUUCGAAUUCAUGGGAAAGGUCAGCACUGGAAAGAGUCAGAGCCCAUUUGCAAGUUAAGCGAUGUCUAUUUCAAGAGAGGAGAGCAAUCAAAAGACGGAGGUGAUUUCACCAAGGCUGCAGCACUCUGUAACGCAGCACUGGUGAGAGCAAAGACAGAAGACAAAGAGGACAUCAAGCAGACAAUACAGGAAAUCACACAAUCUUUUGUUAAGCACGUCCUGAGUAUCGAACAAACGGUACCCACGGAUGACAUAGAGAAACACAAAUCGGUGUUAACAGAAUGCCGCUGCUAUGUGGAAGAAGAAAUCAAAAGAAUUGAGCAGCAGAUAGAUCCUUAUAGCCUAGAUGACAUCGACCCACAGAUCAGGGAAGUAGAAAAGAAGAGAGUGGACGCAAACAAGGCAUUGUUCGACACAAUUGUCCAUCAGCGAAAAACAUUCAUAGCUGGCCUUGUAGAUGAGUGUAUGGAGGUUAUGGGCCCUCCUCCCUGUAAGGCGUGUGGUCACCUUGGUGAUAACAGAAAAGCCAUCAGUUAUCAUCAGCAGUCAUUACAGAUGGAGCGGGGUAUCUAUGGUGAGGACAACGCACAUCCUGACAUCGCCUCGUCACUUAACUACUUGGGUAACGCCUGGAGUAACCUUGGUGAUUGCAGAAAGGCCGUCAGCUAUUAUGAACAAGCACUACAGAUGAACCGGAGUAUUCAUGGUAAGAACACUGAACAUCGUGACAUCGCCUCGUUACUUCACAACUUGGGCAAAGCCUGGGGAGGCCUCGGCGAUUACAGAAAGGCCGUCAGCUAUUAUGAACAGGCACUGCAGAUGAUGCGGGGUAUUUGUGGUGAGGGCAACGCACAUCCUGACAUCGCCAGGUCACUUAACAACUUGGGUAUCACCUGGAGUGACCUUGGUAAUUACAGAAAAGCCGUCAGCUAUCAUGAACAGUCACUGCAAAUGAGGCGGAGUAUUUAUGGUGAGGGCAACGCACAUCCUGAGAUCGCCUUGUCACUUAACAACUUGGGUGUCGCCUGUAGAUACCUUUGUGAUUACAGAAAAGCCGUCAGCUAUCAUGAACAGUCACUGCAGAUGGAGUGGAGUAUUUAUGGUGAGGGAAUCGCACAUCCUGAUAUCACCUUGUCACUUAACAACUUGGGUCUGGCCUGGAGGAACCUUGGUGAUUACAGAAAGGCCGUCAGCUACCAUGAGCAGUCACUGCAGAUGAUGCGGGGUAUCUAUGGUGAGGGUAACGCACAUCCUGAUAUCGCCUCGUCACUAGGCAACUUGGGUAACUCCUGGAGUGACAUUGGUGAUUACAGAAAGGCCGUCAGCUACCAUGAACAGUCACUACAGAUGAGACGCAUUAUCUAUGGUGAGGGCAACGCACAUCCUUACAUCGCCUCGUCACUAGGCAACUUGGGUAAUGCCUGGAAUCACCUUGGUGAUCACAGAAAGGCGAUCAGCUAUUAUGAACAGGCGCUAGAGAUGUUGCGGAGUAUCUAUGGUGAGGGCAACGCACAUCCUGACAUCGCCUCGUCACUAGGCAACUUGGGUUCCGCCUGGAGUAACCUUGGUGAUCACAGAAAGGCCGUCAGCUAUUAUGAACAGGCACUAGAGAUGAGACGUAUUAUCUAUGGCGAGGACAUCACGCAUCCUGAUAUCACCCUACUUUCCAACUUAGGUAAGGCAUGGAAUCACCUUGGUGAUUACAGAAAGGCCGUUAGCUAUUAUGAACAGGCACUAGAGAUGAUGCGGCGUAUCUAUGGUGAGGGCAACGCACAUCCUGAUAUCGCCGGGUCACUUGACAACUUGGGUAUCACUUACAGGAACCUUUGUGAUUACAGAAAAGCCGUUAGCUAUCAUGAACAGGCACUGCAGAUGAGGCGGAGUAUCUAUGAUUCUCAUCCUGACAUCGCAAGAUCACUUCUCAAUCUGUAUGUUGCCUGGAGUGACCUUGGUGAUCACAGAAAAGCAGUCAGCUAUUAUGAACAGGCAAUAGAGAUGCUCAGUUAUGAAACAGGUGAUGAUUGA
This is a messenger RNA of Branchiostoma belcheri (Belcher's lancelet), 3179 nucleotides long. RefSeq names its product tetratricopeptide repeat protein 28-like. The record is from RefSeq and is a predicted model, not a curated record. The transcript has 6 exons. Bases 279 to 3179 code for a protein of 966 amino acids. Lineage: Eukaryota; Metazoa; Chordata; Leptocardii; Amphioxiformes; Branchiostomatidae. Gene Ontology annotation, molecular function: protein binding.